AUGGCGGUGUCGCGGGCGGAGAUGGAGGGCCUAUCGAAGGAGCAGCUGGUGGAGGAGGUGCUGAGGCUGUCCGCCCUGGUGGAAGAGCGCGAGAGGCACCAGAAGCAGGAAGUGGAUUUCCAGCGGGAUCUUCUCAAGUCAGUGGGACAAUCUAUCAUAGUCACGGAUCUAGAGGGCCACAUCACUUAUUGGAACCGCGCAGCAACGGAGAUAUACGGGUGGGAGCCGGAGGAGGUGCUGGGGCGGCUGGUGUUCGAGGUGCUGGCGCUGCCCGCGGAGGACAUGAGCGAGUGCGGCGUGCAGAUCUUUGCCGCGCUCUCCCGCGGCGACAAGUGGUCGGGCGAGUGGUCUGUGCGCACCAAGGCCGGCAACAUCAUUGAAAUCAUGGUGGUGGACACGCCAGUGAUGGACGAGGCGAACCAGCUGGUGGGGGUGAUCGGCGUGAGCACGGAUAUCAGCGAGCUCAAGCGCAAGGAGGCCGAGAUCCUGCGCCUGAACGCGGAGCUGGAGCAGCGCGUGGCGGAGCGCACGCAGCAGCUGCAAGAGAGCAACCGCCUGCUGCAGGAGGAGGUGCAGGAGCACCUGCGCGCACGCAAGCACCUGCACCGCGUCGCACGGGACAUGGAGGCGUCGCGGUCCAAGAUACUGGAGCAGGCGAACCGGCUGGAGAAGCUCGUGGUGGACCUCCGAGCCGCCCGCCUCGAGGCCGAGUCCGCCAGCCGCCUCAAGAGCCAGUUCCUCGCGUGCAUGAGCCAUGAAAUCCGCACACCCAUGAACGCGGUCAUCGGUAUGACGAACCUCAUCCUCUCAACGCCGCUCACGGACGAGCAGCAGCAGUACGUGCACACCAUCCGCACGAGCGGCGACGCGCUGCUGGCAAUCAUCGACGACAUCCUCGACUUCAGCAAGAUCGAGGCGGGGGAACUAGCGCUCGAGCGCUGCCCCUUCUCCCUCAUGAUGUGCCUCGAAGAGGCCGUUGACAUGUUCGCUCUGAAGGCGCUGGACAAGCGGCUGGAGCUGGUGUCGUUUGCAGACCCCUCCGUGCCUCCCAUCGCCCAGACCGACCCCGCUCGCGUCCGACAGGCUGGGAGAGGAGGGGCGGGAGUUUGGGACACACAGGUGUGUGGGAAGGUAGGAGAUUCAGCCCUCCCAAGCCACGAGCUACACGUAACAGUCACAGACACAGGCAUCGGUAUCCCUCCUGAUCGCAUGUCUCGCCUCUUCCGACCGUUCAGUCAGGGGGAUGCAAGCACUACGCGCAGGUUUGGGGGCACGGGGCUGGGCCUGGUGAUUUCGAAGCAGCUGGCGGAGCUGCUGGGAGGGCGCAUGUGGGUAGAGAGUGCAGGGGAGGAUAGAGGUUCCACGUUCCAUUUCACUAUUGCCCUCUAUCCCCCGCCGCCUACGGAGCCUGUAUUAGCAACGCCUGCCCCCGUUGCUGCUGCUGCUCCUACUCCAGCUCCUGCUCCUGCUGCUCCUCCUCCUCCUCCUCCUCCUGCUGCUGCUGCUGCUGCUACUCCUGCUCCAUGUGCCUCUUCUGCUCUUCCGCCUCUGCCUGUUGGCGCUCCCCCUGUCGCUGCCUCUCUCAGUACCGUGCCCUCUGCUGCCCCUGCCACAGGUAGUGCUACAGCUACAGCUACUGUCACAGCCCUCCCGUUGUCUGCCUCACAGCCAUCCCUACCAUCCCAUCUUCUUCCUCUUUCACCCACACCUGCCACAGCAGCUAUAGCCCCAAGCUCUGCUGCCAUGAGCAGUGGUAUCACCACCACCAUCGCCACGACCACCACCAGCACUUCCGCUCCUGCUGCUGCUGUUCCUCCAGGUGUCACGCUGGCAGGAGGCAGCACUGGUGCGGUUGCGGCUGCUGGUGCAGCUGGGGCGGACAGACGAGGUGUUGGGGGGGCUUGGGGAGGGCGAGGUCUGCGAGGGGACAGAGGAUUGAGAGGAGUAGGUUCAGCAGCAGGAGCUGCAGCAACGGCGGCAGCAGCAGGGGCGGUGGCGGAGAUAGGGUCACAUGCGAGGGUGGAAGCAGAGUGGGAGCAGCGGCAGAAGCUGCGGUCGUCCCUGUACCGGCAGCGGUUGAUGGAGAGUGCUGUGCUGGUUCCUGGCGCUGCAGCACAGGGCAGCGCUGCGGAUGGCGGGGUGGGGAACUGGGAGGUGGAGGAGGGUGCGAUUGCAGGGAUGAAUGCAGGGGUGGGGCGAGCACGAGAUGUGGGGAUAAGUACAGGGGUAAGGGAAGGAGUGGGGGCAGGGACAAGGGAAGGGGUGGGGGCAGGGGCAAGAGAGAGCGAGCAGGGUGGGGUUGUUGAUGGCAAGGCAGGGGAGGUGGUGGGGGGAGAGAGGCGGGGUAGCAAGAGGCCUAGGGAGGUCAGUGAAGAAGGCGGGAGGGGAGAGGAUGAUGGAGGGGCAACGCGAAGGCCAGUGGGGGAGAGUGAAAGGGUAGUGGGGGGAGUGGUGGGGAGAGAAUCCGGUGAGGCAAUGGUGGUGGUGGCGUGUGGGAGAGAUGGUGACAUUGAGGGGACGUUUCAGCGCCGGACGGAUGACUCUGCGUCUGACAUGGUUACCGAAUUGGGGGGACGGCAAGCCGGGGAACAGCAACAGGAACGGUCGCAUCCUUUCACUUAUCCACCUGCUGUGCCCAUGUCCUUGCCACAUCCCUCCAACCAACAACCCCCACAGCCGAUGGGGCACCACCACUCACACGACUCACAACCCUCCCACCAACCGUGCCCCUCUCCUUCUCUCUCGCCCUCUCCCUCGCCCUCGCCCUCUCCCUCGCCCUCGCCCUCACCCUCACCCUGCCCCUGCCCCUCCCCACACGCUACCUACUCCGCUCCGCGCUCCUCCACCCAGCAGACCACCCCUCGCACCUCCCCAACCACCGCUCCCCGUGCCUCACCACACAUCACACCCCCCUCCUCCCUUUCCACAGAACCCCACACGGAACCCCCUACAGGCCACCCCACAGACGCCCGCACACACGCCCUCACAGACGCACCACCAACCUCCCCUGCGCUUUCCCCUCGGGAUUCCCUCCGCGGGGAGCACGUGAUGGACCCUGCAGUCAACCCCGCCGCCGUCGUGACUCUUCGCCCUAUCCGUGCAGUGCAGGGCCGCACAGCCCUGGUAGUGGAUGAUAGUGCGGCAGUGCGUGCCAUGGUAUCAGCGCACCUGCAGGCGCUGGGGUUUGCAACGAGGGAGCUGACGAGUGGGGAGCAGCUGCUGGAGGAGGUUGCUGCCUGCGAUGUCACCCGCGCACCCAGCCUCGUGGUCAUUGAUACUGAGAUGCCGGGAAUGGACGGGCUGACCGCGGUGAACCAGCUCAGCGCCUUGCCACAGGCAGAAGGGCUGCGCGUGCUGCUGCUCUGCCCCUACGGCACCGCCAACCAGGUGCGCGUGACGGCCCCCAGCAUCAGCAUGGCAGCACUAACCAAGCCCCUGCGCCAGUCCCUCUUCACCCGUGCUCUGCUCCUCGCCUUCCCUCCCCUCGCUACGCCUCCAUCUCCAUCUCCCCUCACUCACCCACACCAACCGGCAGCUGCUUCCCCAACCACCACUCCUACCACCACUGCUCCUGCUCCUGCUCCUGCUCCUGCUGCGGCUGCAGCGUUCAACCACAGCAGAUCCAGCCAUCACAGUGCCAUGCCCCAGCCUUCCUCCGUGCCUCCUGCUUCUGCUUCCUCUGCUGUUCUGACGGCGGUUGCGAGUAGAACUGGCGGCGGCAAAGGUGGUGGUGGUGGUAAUGCCACAGUCACCUCCUGUGGAGGUGACAGGUCGGAUGGCAGGACUGUCGCGGAUGCUGCUGCUGCUGCUGCUGCUGCUGCUGCUGCUGCUGCUGGUGGUAGUGGCAGCAACGUGAGCAGCAUUGGUGUUGUGAGUCCUCGAGCAAGAGGAGACGGGGGGCGAGGAGGGCAAGGAGGGCGAGGAGGAGAAGGAAGAGAAGGAAGAGGAGGGCAGGGAGCGGCGGAGCAGGCCGGGGCUGUAGAAAUGCCUAGGAGGAAUAACAGCUGGCAGAAUCUGAUUGCAGUAGGGGUGGUGAAUGAGCGCACGACGCCUGGCGGGUUCAUAUUGGGUCUGGCGGACAAGCAUCCACUCAAGAUACUGCUUGUCGAGGACAACCUGGUGAAUCAGCGAGUGGCAACGCGCAUGCUGAGCAACAUGGGGUACACGGUGGACCUGGCGGUCAAUGGGCUGGAGGCCGUCAAUGCCAUAGCCACCAAGACAUACGACCUCGUCUUCAUGGACAUUCAGAUGCCAGUGAUGGAUGGCAUAGAGGCAACACAGCGCAUCCACCUGCUAGCGCAGCAGGAGGGGCGAGUGCGGCCGCGCAUAGUGGCAAUGACAGCCAAUGUGUUGCACUCGGACCGGCAGCAGUGCCUCAAUGCAGGCAUGGAUGGGUUUCUCUCCAAGCCCAUCCGCGUUGCUGACCUCGUGGCUGUUGGCCUCAACAUCUCUCCCAGACCCGGCGUCGCGUCUCUCCGCUUCUGCAGCGAUGGUCGGAUUGUCGAGGCAUCGGACGACUCAGAUUCCACUCCCGCUAUCAUGAUUCGCACGAUAAUAAUCGGCAAGGCAGCGCUUGGCGCGGGCGCGGGCGCGUUGGUUUCUACAACGACCCUCCCAGUGGCGAUGAUGAACGGCGGCUUCUACAAGCGUUACGCCGUGCGCGAAGUGCUGGGCGUGGGCGGGUACGGGGUGGUGCGCCGGUGCUGGGACAGGAAGUCGCGCACGGAGUUCGCGUGCAAGAGCAUCGCCAAGAGCAAGGCGCUGCGGUGCAGCAGCGGGUGGCUGGGGCGGAGCCGCUGCGCGCUGCGGCGGCAGGCGGAAGGCGCGAGCGGCAUGUGGAAAUGGCACACGGAAGUGGCGGCUCUGCUGCGACUGAGAGGUCAUCCGAACAUCGUGCAGCUGUACGGGGUGUGCGACGACGCGUACUCCUUGCACUUGCUCCUCGAGCUCUGCUCCGGCGGUGAGCUUCACGCCGCGCUUCACCGACACGCGUUGGAGGACUCUGUUGCCUCCACUAGUGGAGUGGACGUCACUCGAAAGGCUCGCGCGGGCCGCAAGGACAUGAUGAUAUUUCCUGACGCCAUCAGUUUAAGUGAUGAGUUCGAGGACGUGAUUGAGGAAGAGGAGGAUAUGGAGAACUUUAAAGCUCUGCCUGAGGCUGUUGCUCUUGGUAUCUUCUGGCAGCUGGUGUCAGCUGUGCAUUCGUGCCAUGCAUGCGGCAUCGUGCACUGCGACAUCAAAUUAGAGAAUAUCCUUCUGUCACAACCUGCUUCAUCAAGUGCUUCCGGAGGAUGCAUGAAAGGCCUGCGCCUAGACGAGCAGAUCCCCUUAGUGAAGCUCUGUGACUUUGGCUCUGCGCUCUGCCUCGACCAGGCCCAGCCUGGCAGCAUUCUGACAAGCUUUAGGAAGGCGGAUUGUUAUAGAGAGGCAACGAGCUUGCACAGCAUGUACUUCCAAGCCCCGGAGGUGAUAAGAGGCGGAAGUGCCGCAUGCAGGAAGGACAAUUCCAACAGCGGCAAUCUCAACGGAAAUUCAGCGUGUUCAGUGGCCAUCCGAAGCUGGCAGGGUCUAUCGGACGAUGAUUAUGAGGAGGCCUUUCAUGAGUUCAUUGUGGAAUCACACUCUCGCGAUCUCCCUCGCGUACCUUCUGCUCGUCCCUUCGCCCUCGCCGUCGAGUCCGCCGAGCUUUUGAAUUCUAACCCUUCUCUGGCAUUGGAACUCCAUGCCAACGCCAGGCGCUUGUUACCCCUAUUUGACCUCGCUCUUGCUCGAGCCAUGGAGGAGCUAUGGGCGAAGCAGGCUGAGCAGGAAGAGGAGGAAGCUGCUCAAGCGUCAAAAUUUACAUGCUCGCCAGAACCAGAGGAGGGCUACGCAGUGGAGGUGCCAUCUGCCUGUCCGUAUGUUGACAGCAAGCGGCGCAAGCGGUGCAAGGGGCGCGUGUUUGUGCCAGCUGACAGUCAGCGCAGCAACAACAACAGCAGCGGCGUAGCUGGUGCGGGGCGUGGCGCAUGCAUGGACUUCCAGGAGGUGAAGCUGCAGGAGCACGUGCACGACCUGCCUGCAGGGCGCCUGCCCCGCUCCGUGCGGGUCGUGCUGUCCAAAGACCUCGUUGACACUGUGCUGCCUGGUGAGGAUGUGGUGGUGGUGGGUGUGAUGGCUUGUCGUUGGCGCUCUGUUGCUCCUGGCGCCCGUUGCCUGCUUGAGCCCAUCCUGUGCGCCAACAACCUCUGCAGGAGCAAUGCUCAGGAGUUGGAGGAGCAGGGAGAGGAGGAGGAGGGGGAAUUUGAGGAUUUCUGGUGUGCCCAUGCCAGCAAUCCCCUUGCAGGCAGAGACAUCAUCCUGCGUAGUAUCUGCCCCCAGGUGUACGGUCUUGCUGCUGUCAAGCUUGCAGUGGCGCUGAUGCUGAUAGGGGGAGUGCCGCACACGGACCCCUCAGGCACCCGUGUGCGUGGGGAAAUGCACCUGCUGCUCGUUGGGGACCCAGGCACGGGCAAGUCCCAGUUUCUCAAGUACGCAUCGAGGCUGUGCCAUCGUGCUGUGCUCACCACUGGGCUAGGAAGCAGCUCUGCAGGCCUCACUGUCACUGCUGUCAAGGACGCAGGUCAGUGGAUGCUGGAGCCAGGCGCUCUUGUGCUGGCAGAUGGGGGGCUCUGCUGCAUCGAUGAAUUCAGCAGCAUUCAGAAGGAUGACCAAGCAGCGGUGCAUGAAGCCAUGGAGCAGCAGACAAUAAGCAUUGCUAAGGCUGGCAUAGUCACCACUCUACCUUCCCGUUGCAGUGUGUUCGCAGUCACAAAUCCCAAGGCCGCAUAUGACGCUGACACCUCGCUGGUGGUGAACACAGGGAUUGCCAGCCCCCUGCUGAGCCGCUUUGACCUCGUGUUACUGCUGCCCGACACCUCUGAGGCCUCGUGGGAUGAGCGCGUGGCUCAACACAUCCUUGCUGAGCACACUGUCGUCUCCUUGACUCCACCCACCGACCUCUGGUCAAUUCAAAAGCUUCGCAGCUACAUCCGGCGUGUGCGGCAGUCGUUCUCCCCCAUGGUAUCAGAGGAGGCACAGGCUGUCAUCAGUGCCUACUAUCGCCAGCAGCGGCGGGACGCAGAGGACAACGCAGCGCGAACAACCCUCCGCAUGCUCGAAAGUUGCAUACGCAUAGCACAAGCGCAUGCAAGGCUCAUGUACCGCACGACAGUGCUGCGCCAGGAUGCAGUGGUGGCAGUCACAGCCAUGGAUGCUUCCAUGUCCACCUCACGCCUCUUCCCCUCCCAUGCCCCCACCAACGCUGCCUUCCCUGACGACCCUGCUGCUGCCUACUGUGACAUGGAAGCAAUAGUGCUGCAGCAGCUAGGCCUCUCAAACAUAGACUCUGACACACCCACUCAGCCCCCCUUCUCGUCCACCCCUUCAACUGGAGUUCCCCCCAACACUCCCCUCACCGCCAACCAACACCACCCCAACGCUUACUCCAUUCCGCGUGCGACGGCACGGGUGGGGUUCACAUCAGGCCAAAGGCGCAAGGCCUCAGAAGCAGCAGCAGCAGCAGCAACACCCCCAGCAGCAGCAGCAGAGCCAGGGAUCCAGGCAGGAGCACUUAGGCACAGUGUGGGUGGGCCCAGGUUACAGCAGUGCUCGAGAGGGAGAGCCAAGUGGUCAGCACGGCGAGAGCAGGGUGAGGAUGAGGGAGGCUUGUAG
This is a messenger RNA of Closterium sp. NIES-65, 7692 nucleotides long. Lineage: Eukaryota; Viridiplantae; Streptophyta; Zygnematophyceae; Desmidiales; Closteriaceae. The record is from the annotation of a GenBank genome assembly.